AGAAUCCUCGGAAGCAUGAGGACCAGCCAGCCUGAUGUAUACAGUGAUUGCCCUACAAACCCUGACAAGCCGUGGUUCCCACUGGAAACAGGAAGGAUUAUCAAUAAUCUUGCCAAGGCCCUUCCGGUACCUCCUGAAGACCUGGAAGAGAAAAAUGCAAAAACUGUUGAGAAUUACCUACGAAAAUUCUACCACUUACCAAGCACUCAGUUCCGGUCUGCAAGGAGGAACAGCACCAUGGUUGCAGAGAAGCUGAGAGAAAUGCAGCGCUUCUUCGGCUUGGCAGAGACGGGCAAGGCAGAUGCCGCUACUCUGGAGAUGAUGGGAAAGCCUCGCUGUGGAGUGCCUGACACUGGUGACUUCAUGCUAACUCCGGGAAGCCCCAAGUGGACACACACUAACCUGACCUACAGGAUUAUAAACUAUACCCCACAGCUGUCCAAGACCACAGUGGAAACAGCAAUUGAGAAAGCCUUUCGAGUUUGGAGUGUGCCAUCACCCCUGACCUUCACUGAGAUCUCACAGGGAGAAGCAGACAUCAGCAUUGCUUUUGUCCCAAGAGAGCAUGGUGACAAUUCUCCAUUUGAUGGACCCAAUGGGAUCCUGGCCCAUGCCUUUCAGCCAGGUCAGGGUAUUGGAGGAGAUGCACAUUUUGAUUCAGAAGAAACAUGGACUCAAGAUUCCAGAAAUUACAACCUGUUUCUCGUGGCUGCUCAUGAAUUUGGCCAUUCCUUAGGACUCUCUCACUCCAGUGAUCCUGGUGCCUUAAUGUACCCAAACUAUGCUUACAGUGACCCCAGCACCUACUCACUGCCUCAAGAUGAUAUCAAUGGCAUUCAGACACUCUACGGACCUUCAAACAGCCCUAUCCAACCUACUGGGCCCAGCACCCCCACAGCCUGUGACCCCCACCUGAGAUUUGACGCUGUCACCACACUCCGUGGGGAGAUUUACUUCUUUAAAGACAAGUACUUCUGGAGGCGGCAUCCUCAGCUGAGAGAAGUUGACCUCAAUUUCAUCUCUCUUUUCUGGCCAUUCCUGCCCAAUGGCCUUCAGGCUGCUUAUGAGGAUUUUGAUAAAGACCUAGUUUUCCUAUUUAAAGGCAGGCAGUACUGGGCUCUAAGUGGCUACGACAUUCAGCAAGGUUACCCCAGGGACAUAGCCAACUACGGAUUUCCAAGCAGCGUCCGAGCCAUUGAUGCCGCUGUCUCCUACAGAGGGAAGACGUAUUUCUUCAUAAACAACCAAUGCUGGAGAUAUGACAAUAACAGAGGAACUAUGGACCCAGGCUACCCCAGAAGCAUAUCAAGGGCUUUCCCAGGAAUAAACUGCAGAGUUGAUGCAGUUUUCCUACAGGACUCCUUCCUCCUCUUCUUCAGUGGACCACAGUAUUUUGCAUUUAAUCUUGUCACUCACAGCGUCACUAGAGCUGCAAGAAGCAAUUUAUGGCUUAACUGUCCAUACAGUUGAGACAAAGUCAAAUGUCCUUGCAUUGGAUCUACGGAUACAAAAGGGCAGCUCAGCCUGCGUAUUCAUCCUGUGUCCUGCUCACUUCCCUCAACUGCGACCGACGCUGCAGCCGUCCUGAAAGAAUAGGAGUUUGUAAUCUCCCGUUCUCCACAGAGGCGGAUUCCUUCUGCACAUCCCAGGCCUGGCUAGUUAACACACAACAAAGAGACAGCAAACCACUCAUCAGCUUAAUCCACACUCUUUCAUUAUCUGCCCUUCUGCCUCCUAAACCUUGUGCUUUACUACUUGGAUAUCUGACUCCCAGUAUCCCUAAAGCUCUUCAAAAGUAGAAUCUACUAAUGGAUUUUGAUUUACACAUAGGAUUAUAAACAGCAUAGAGAUUACCCCUGGUCUUUACAGAAAACAUGCUGUUAUUUCCUUCUCUGAGAGAAUAUGUUUUGUGGUUUGAAUCAUGCCCUUCAUCAUGCUAAGAAAGAAAAAAAUACAUUGAAAUCUUAACCCCAGAUGCUUAUCUGGAACUGGAGUCUUUGCAGGUAGAAUUAAUUGUGUGUAAGGGACAAGAUGGCUUUACAGAGGAUUAGGGUGAGCCCUAAACUCAUGUGUGUCCUUAUAGAAAGGGGGCAGGGAUGCACAUAUAAUGCAGAGGUAAAGCAUUUACCUAACAUGUUUGAUUCUGAGGGGGUUGGGGCAGAAUCACCAGAGGCAAAGUCAAACAUUGGAAGAGACCAAGCAAAGAGAACCAGAGACUGGAGGAUGCAUCUGUAAGGCUGCUUGCCAAUACUUCCCCAGCCAGUGGCAGGUAGGAAGAGGCCUGGAAAGGACCAUUCUCUUCAGCAAGCAGAUCUUGGUACCAAGACACUUGCUGACUUGAGGUUUCUGGCUUUUGUGAAAAAAUAAACUUGUUUUUCUACUCUGCA
Messenger RNA from Peromyscus maniculatus bairdii (prairie deer mouse), 2387 nucleotides. RefSeq names its product matrix metallopeptidase 8 (gene Mmp8). Gene Ontology annotation, molecular function: metalloendopeptidase activity; zinc ion binding. The record is from RefSeq and is a predicted model, not a curated record. Lineage: Eukaryota; Metazoa; Chordata; Mammalia; Rodentia; Cricetidae. Gene Ontology annotation, cellular component: extracellular matrix. Gene Ontology annotation, biological process: extracellular matrix organization; collagen catabolic process; proteolysis.